AGCGCCCGGCUCUGCUCCAGCCCCCCGCCCAGCUUUCCACUCGCAGCCUCUCUUUCGUGGGGAGGUCCACAGUCAUCCAGGGUUUUGUAGCAGCAGUAGUGGCGGCAGCAGCGGCAGCAUUAGCCCUAGUCCUCUACGGGAGUCACUGGAGGCCACGCCCCUUUCUUACAUCUCACCCAAUGAUGAACGGGCCGGUUGCGGGAGCCCUGGGCGGUGACUCCUGAUUCGAUUGAUCGACAGACUUACCAAUCGAAUGAUGAAGUGAGCCUCGAGCCUUACCAAUCCGGAGGCAGGGGCGGAACCGUGCAGGCGCAGAGUGCGGGGGUUUGGUAGAAGAUGAUUUAAAGAGACAGAAGCCGCCGGGGCCUUAGCGGACGGUCCCCGAGACCUUUCGCACCCUUGAGUCGUCGGGACCCUGGUCCCCAGAGCCGGGAAUAUGGUUUGUGGCGGCUUUGCCUGCUCCAAGAAUGCCUUGUGUGCGCUCAACGUGGUCUACAUGCUGGUGGGGCUGCUGCUGAUCGGUGUGGCUGCCUGGGGCAAGGGUCUGGGGCUGGUGUCCAGCAUUCACAUCAUCGGGGGAGUCAUCGCGGUGGGUGUCUUCCUCCUCCUCAUUGCCGUGGUUGGUCUCAUCGGUGCUGUGUACCACCACCAAGUCCUGCUUUUCUUUUAUAUGAUCAUACUUGUUUUGGUUUUCAUCUUCCAAUUUGUAAUCUCUUGUUCCUGUCUGGCAAUUAACAGAAACACACAGAAAGAUGUCAUCAGCACCUAUUGGUUGGUCAUGACGAACAAGACACGGAAUGAACUAGAGACAAGUUUGGAUUGCUGUGGCCUCUUCAACUCCACAACCUUAUACUUCCAGGACUAUACCUUUUGCACUGCACUCUGUAAGACCCAGAGCCCAAAGUGCCAGGUUUGUGGAGACAAAUUCCUUAAGCAUUCAGAUGAAGCACUGAAAAUCCUAGGGGGUGUUGGACUCUUCUUCAGCUUUACAGAGGACAUUUCUUCAUAUUGGGAAUCUGCUUUCCAUCCUCCUUCCCCACCUUCCCUCUCUGCCGCGCCACCACUCCAAAAAAAAGUAUAGACAAGAAAAGCAUUGAGUGCCUCAUGGAAGAGGGAAUCGACUUCAGCUUAGCCCCAGAAGGCAGAAGGAGCAGUAGGUGGACGUUACAGAGGGGCAGACCGAGAACGUUAAUAGCAGUUGUACAACUUUGAGAACAGCUACCUGGAAAAGGAAUGAGCUCUCCAUCACUGAAGUUUUCAAGCAGAGAAUGGGUGACC
Phascolarctos cinereus (koala) is the source of this 1278-nucleotide messenger RNA. RefSeq names its product tetraspanin 31 (gene TSPAN31). NCBI's taxonomy places the organism in Eukaryota, Metazoa, Chordata, Mammalia, Diprotodontia, Phascolarctidae. Gene Ontology annotation, cellular component: membrane. The record is from RefSeq and is a predicted model, not a curated record.